Plenodomus lingam JN3 is the source of this 372-nucleotide messenger RNA. RefSeq lists its product as uncharacterized. Gene Ontology annotation, molecular function: racemase and epimerase activity, acting on carbohydrates and derivatives. NCBI's taxonomy places the organism in Eukaryota, Fungi, Ascomycota, Dothideomycetes, Pleosporales, Leptosphaeriaceae. The record is from RefSeq and is a predicted model, not a curated record.
AUGGCGUCCAAGACAAACCAAGGACCCCGCCGCAUAGGCCAAUGGAUCUACCUGAAGCCCGAAUGCAUCGAUGAGUAUAAAAAGUGUCAUGCAGCGGUUUGGCCAGAGGUCUUGGAGCAGAUUAAGGAUUCGAAUAUAAAAGAUUACUCCAUCUUCCUCUCCCUCACCCCACGCCCCACCCUCUUCGCUUCCUUCAAAUACGUCGGCCACGCCUUCGACCAAGACAUGGCGCGCAUGGCUGCGAACCCCAAGGUGCAGGAGUGGUGGCGCAUGACGGAUGGAAUGCAGGAAUCUCCUGUCGAGGGGGCGAUGGGGAGUAAAGACGGGCCUGGGUGGUGGGGGCAGACGGAGGAGGUGUUUUAUUUGGAGUAG